GAGAAAUAAGCUCUAACAGUUUAACCAAUCACAAACUAGUAAGCCUAACAACUGAUUUAUUCUUCAUCCAACCUAUCACAGUUAAAUAAGUAGAACUGUUUGAGAAUAUAUAUAUAUAACAAAAUGUCAAGAAUAUGAAUAGUAGACAUUCUUCUAUUUCUUCUUCUUGUUCUACUUCUUAGAAUAUCAUUACUGUCAGUAGUGUAGUAUACAAGAAAUAGAAUUAAUACACAUUACAGAAAUAUUCUGAGACUAGUUUUUAAUUGAAGUGAAUAGAGUGCAAUACGUUUUAAUUAAUCCACUUCUAAACUGCUGAAAGAUCCACACUAAAUUGACUAGAUAUUUAUUUCCAGUUGAGAGUGAACAUUAGAAACAACAACAAUAACAACAACAACAGUAGCAACAAAUACCUGAACAGAAAAAAAAAUGAAUACACAAACACCAGUAAUGAAUAAAACAGAAAAUUUUCUUGCUCAAUUCAAAGAUGCCAAGUCAAAUUCACUGAAACACUUCACUGCAGCACAAUUUGUUGAAGUGUGGAAUCAUUACGAUACAGACGGUAACGGUUACAUUGAAGGCUCAGAGUUGGACAACUUUUUGCGUGAAUUUAUAUACAGUGUAUUUUCAGAGGAGUUGGGAAGCGAGGCAAUACCGAAUGAAGACCUUGAAGUUAUGAAAAAGGAAUUUAUGGAGGCAUUCGAUGAGAAUUCUGAUAAUCGAAUUGAACUGACUGAAAUGGCGAAAAUAUUGCCAACUGAAGAAAAUUUUCUACUUCUGUUCCACCGAGAUAAUCCUUUAGACUCAAGUGUUGAGUUUAUGAGAGUAUGGAAACGUUUCGACAAAGACAGAAGUGGAUAUAUUGAAGCAGAUGAAUUGAAGUCAUUCCUGCUUCACUUGCUUAAAGAAGCUAAACCGGAUACGAAUAUUGAAGAAGGAAAAUUAAUAGAGUAUACAUCAUCCAUACUUCAGUUAUUCGAUCAGAACAAAGAUGGCAAAUUACAACUGAGUGAAAUGGCCAGAUUGUUACCCGUUAAAGAAAAUUAUCUGUGCAGACCUAUUUUCAAGAACGCUUCGAAAAUAACAUCGGCUGAUAUUGAUCGCGCAUUUUCACUUUAUGAUCUGGAUGCCAACGGAACAAUAGAAGAUGAAGAACUAGCCGGAUUCCUGAAGGAUCUGUUGGAAUUAGCUCAGGAGGACUAUGAUGAAGCCGACUUGGAAUUCUUUAAAAAGGUGAUCCUCAACCAAUGGGAUGUGAAUAAUGACGGUAAAAUUAAUCGAGAUGAAUUGAAAAUGAUGCUUAUGCAACAAUCACGACUGUUAGGCGAUAAGUCCUAAUCCACACUGAUUGUUAAUAAUAAUAAUAAUACAAUAAUAAUGCAGGAAGAAGAAGAAGUAGAAAUGAAAUGGAACUGGAGAAAUAAAGGCAUCUAUCCAUAUACCCUACCUCCAACAUUUCUGAGAAGUACACUCUCUGUGUUACAACACAUAACAAGCUUUAUUUCUCUUCCUAUUUGCCUACUAUUUUUAUUGUUUUGUUUUUCUCAAGGUUGUUUAUCUAUUAUUUCUAGCAUAAUAAUAAUAAUAAUUAAUAUCUUACUACAGUUGUGUUUACUUUGAAUACACAAAAUAGUUGAACAUUUAACUCCAAACAUUUUUUAUUUUCUAAACACAUUGUCAUUAACUUUGUUUGAGAGAAAGAAAGAUAGAUACCAUGUUGUGUAUCACCCACCUUGUUUUUCUCUCUGUGUUUAUUGUAUAACUUCUCUCUUUUUCAUGUGUUACAGUCAUGCUACUUACUCGCUUACUUGCUUACUCACUCACUCACUCACUCACUCAUUCAUUCAGUCAGUCACUUGCAUUCCUAACAGUAUUGUAAACUAAGUAUGAUUUAAUAUUCAUGAGCAUAUUCAUCAUUACUCAGAUAUAUAUAUAUAUAUAUAUA
Molecule: messenger RNA, 1942 nt
Organism: Trichobilharzia regenti
Lineage: Eukaryota; Metazoa; Platyhelminthes; Trematoda; Strigeidida; Schistosomatidae
Source: the annotation of a GenBank genome assembly